AUGACAGUCGAUCUUUCAGGGUUGACUGGCCAAGACAGACUAUAUUUUCAAGCUGUGAAGAAUGCACCGUUCAAGCUCGAACCGGCUGAUUUGCAACCAGAGGCAGAUCUAGAUAGAAUGGAAGUCAGUAGUGACGUGGAGAAAGACUUCGAGUCUCUACCUCCCCUGAAAAGAGCAGCUAUACACGAUGCUUCCGCACCUCCAGGGAAAAGACGCAGAAAGAAGACGUAG
Molecule: messenger RNA, 231 nt
Organism: Laccaria bicolor S238N-H82
Lineage: Eukaryota; Fungi; Basidiomycota; Agaricomycetes; Agaricales; Hydnangiaceae
Exons: 2
Coding region: 1-231 (76 amino acids)
Source: RefSeq, a predicted model, not a curated record